Molecule: messenger RNA, 190 nt
Organism: Perkinsus marinus ATCC 50983
Lineage: Eukaryota; Perkinsozoa; Perkinsida; Perkinsidae
Exons: 1
Source: RefSeq, a predicted model, not a curated record
AUGCCCACUGAAGGGGAAGACCGGUCAUCACAGACGAUAACGUUGCAAUUUGGGAGGGCGUCGAAUCACGUCGGGGCUCAUUAUUGGAAUAUUCUCGAUAAGGGUGAUGAUAAGAAGGUCAAGCAAGCCCUGUACAGGACGAACACCGCCACCCCUCGAGUCUACAUAUGCGACUUCAACAGGUCACUUG